AUGCUGCAUAGAGGACUCCAAGCCUUGCGCCGGCCAGGGCGAGGCGUGACCCUGGGCCGAGCAUGGUGGGCAUCGUCCAGGUCGGCCGGCAGCCUCCGGGAUCGACUGCUUCCCAAGCUGCCCAAAGGCUACUGGCUGCCCACCAUUGCUGUGGGCUGCUUCACGAUUGUGUCCUCCGGCGCCCUCUUUGACCUGGCGAUCCGAUGGAUCUCCAGGAGAGAAGAGGACUCCGACGAGUGGACGGAGGACUGGGACGAGCAGCUCUUGGACGACGCCGGAUUCCCCGAAGACAUCGCGGCUGCGCUGGCUGCUGGCCGGGGACUCCGACAAAGCCACGAUCAUGUGGGCACCCGCCAUGUCUUCUUCAUCCGGCACGCGCAGCCUGGAGACGGCGAGCCACUGACCCCACUAGGCAGACGCCAGGCCGAAGCCACUGCUCAGAGGCUUCAAAGCCAGAUUGCCAACUGCAAGCGCAAGGUGAUUUUCCACUCGCCCGCCCCGGAGGCCAAAGCCACCGCCGACAUCAUCCAAAAGACCCUCGGCAAGGUUCGGACCAAAGAGUCCCCGCUGCUGGCCGAAGGCAUCCCGGUGGUUCCCAGCCCGGCGCCGGAGCAGCUGCAGGAGAUUCCUCACGAGGUCCUCGCGAGCGACGGGGCCCGUGCUGAAGGGGCGCUGCGAACUCACGUGUGGCGGCCUGCUGGUGGUCCGGAUGCGAGUGCCGAGGUUGUCAUCGGCCACGGAAAUCUCAUACGGUACCUUGUGUGCCGAGCGCUUCAGCUGAGCCCCUUGGUGUGGUCCCGCUUCGCCGCGGGGCAUUCGACGAUCUCCUGGAUCGAGAUCCGUAGCGACGGGGCGGUGCUGCUGCGCGAGUUCGGCAGCGCUGGGCAUCUGUCGCAGGAGCUGCAGUCCUACAGGUGA
Messenger RNA from Symbiodinium sp. CCMP2456, 918 nucleotides. Lineage: Eukaryota; Dinophyceae; Suessiales; Symbiodiniaceae. The record is from the annotation of a GenBank genome assembly.